UAUUAAUUGAAUGAUUGUAAUUUGAAGCAUUGUUGUGUUGGUUUCGUAUUGGAACGCGACACGUCAUGGUGUUGAAAAUAAGUCGGAUAUUUUAGAAAUUUAAUAUAAAAAACUCGCAUAAUAAAUCCUAUAGUGAAGUAACAUACUUUUGCAACGGUUACAAUUUAAAGAUCACAAUGAGGCUGUGUAUAACUAUCUUUAUACUUGUUGCCUUACUCCAUUGUUCAUAUGCACCUCCUGUAACACCAGAAAAGAAAGACCAAGAUAGUGAUCUUGUUGAUGAUGUUGCCGAGUACACGGAGUAUCACAGAUACCUGCAGGAAGUAGUACAGGCGUUGGAAAGUGAUGCAGACUUCAGAGAGCGUCUCGAGAAGGCGGACGAAGAUGAUGUUCGUUCUGGUAGAAUUGCGGAACAGUUAGAUUUCGUUAAUCACAACGUGAGAAGCAAGUUAGAUGAGAUCAAGCGAAGAGAGCUGGACAGGCUGAGGCAUCUUGCUACAAAGCAAUUUGAAUUAACAAAUGAACUCGACGUACAUAGCAAGGUGCCGACAAACGAGCACCUGGAUCACACGAAUCCUCAUACAUUUGAAAUUGAGGAUUUGAAGAAAUUGAUACAAAAGACCACAGCGGAUUUGGAGGCCGCUGACAAGAAGCGUAAAGAAGAAUUUAAGGAGUACGAAAUGCAAAAAGAGUUUGAGAAACAUCAAAAGAUAGAAUCUAUGAACGAAGCUGAAAAGAAGGAAUAUAUGGAGGCUGCUAAGAAGGAGGAAGAGGCUAAGAAACAUCACCAGCCGCUCCACCAUCCCGCUUCAAAAGAUCAGCUGUUAGAGGUAUGGAAUACGGCCGACAAUAUGGACCCGAAAGAUUUCGACCCGAAAGUGUUUUUCGUGAUGCAUGAUGUCGACGGUAACGGCGUUUGGGACGCUAAUGAAGUGAAAGCACUAUUUAUCAAGGAAUUAAACAAGAUGUACGGCCCUACUGGUCCCAAUACGGACUUACACGAACGUGCUGAGGAAAUGGAACGAAUGAGGGAACAUUUCUUCAAGGAGAACGAUCGCAAUCACGAUGGCUUGAUAGAUUACAACGAAUUCAUGAUGGAAACACAGAAACCUGAAUUCAACCGUGAUGAAGGUUGGCAACCAAUAGACGAAAAUCAGAUUUAUACUCAAGCAGAGUACGAAGCGUACGAACGGAAGAGACUUGAAACACUACACUACUUACAACAACGUGGAUUGGUCGAUGCUCAUGGUCGCCCGAUACCUGGCGCUGAACAUCAAAUACAUCAAGCAAUUAAACAACACCAACAGCAACAACAGCAAAUGGCUUAUCAACAAUCCCAGUAUCAUGGUGCUCAAGGCCAAUACCAUCCUCAAGGACAACCGAUGGGACAAUCUCAGUAUGCCCCUGUGCAAGGAUAUCAACAACCACCAGCUUAUCAACAAGGACAACCACAAGGCCAAGUGCCUCAGGGACAACAGCAAGGACAGUAUCAAGGACAAGUGCCUCAAGGCCAGUAUCAAGGUCAAGUACCUCAAGGUCAACCACAGGGACAGUAUCAAGCUCAAGCAUCUCAAGGUCAAUCACAAGGCCAGUAUCAAGGUCAAGCACCUCAAGGUCAGUAUCAAGGACAAGUACCUCAAGGUCAGUAUCAAGGACAAGGUCAAGUAUCGCAAGGACAGUAUCAAGGACAAGUACCUCAAGGACAGCAACAAGGCCAGAAUCAAGGACAAUAUCAGGCACCAAGUCAGGGACAGCCAAUACAGCAAAAUCAACAACAACAACAACAACAACAACAGAAUGUUCCAGUUCAAGCUGCCCAAGUCCCACAAGCACAACAACCGCCACAAGCUCAAAGUGCUCCAAAUGUGGAUUCAAACCACAUAUAGAUAAGUCACACAUCAAUAUUGUUAUUUAAAGAUUUAAUAAUAUAUAAACCUAAAAUGAUGUUUAGAGAUUUUAGAAUUUAGACAAUAUUCACUAACUAAUACUAUGUGCUGUGCUGUGCUGUUUUAAAUGGUGCCAAUUCUUGUAUUGCAAUGUUUCCAUUCUAAUAUUUAAAUUAGUUGUCUCUUUGCCUAUACUAUUGGGAUUAUAGAUUUUAAUUAUAUAGUUGUGACUAUAAA
Vanessa tameamea is the source of this 2123-nucleotide messenger RNA. It is a transcript of the gene NUCB1, whose product is annotated as nucleobindin-2. Gene Ontology annotation, cellular component: endoplasmic reticulum-Golgi intermediate compartment; extracellular exosome. Bases 177 to 1886 code for a protein of 569 amino acids. The record is from RefSeq and is a predicted model, not a curated record. The transcript has 10 exons. Gene Ontology annotation, molecular function: calcium ion binding. NCBI's taxonomy places the organism in Eukaryota, Metazoa, Arthropoda, Insecta, Lepidoptera, Nymphalidae.